AUGUUUUCGAGCCACUGCAGGUCAUCUUCAGAUGGAAGUGUUGCAGAAGCAUUAUCUUGUGGACCACGUGUCCUGGUGAGUGCACUGCACUGUAGUGAUGGGCUAAACUGCGAUUUUCCGCUAUCAGUGAUUUCUGUGAAUGCUACUUUUCAGUGUCUGCUAUUCUUAACUGAGAUUUGCCGCAGUUCAGAGUCGCAGUUAAAGAACGUAGGUUGCGUAUCCCUCCGCCACUGCUAUUUCUGCUACUUCCGCGAUUUCUGUGACUUCUGCUACUUCUGUGAUUCUUGCUACUACUGCGAUUUCUGCGACUUACCACCGUAUGAAAAAGCUACAGCUGCUCACACAGAAAAUUGCAUCUCAACAAAUCUGUCAUUGAUCUGGAGAAAUUGCCACUGCGUCUUUAGACCGUUUUCGUCAGACGAGAGACACAGUUCUGACUCUUGAUUACUGGUUGCUGUACGUAUCUAUCCACAUCAAGGCUAUUGAGAGAGACUCGUGAAGAUUCAAGACAGCUCUUAGAGGAUUUGCAGUUUAUAAGUGACAUAAUUGUGAAAUACGUGUGCAGAUGAGUGAUUAAACUGUGUUUUAUUGAAGUUGUUAUGCUAUUUUAAAGGAAUAAUAAAUGUUAAAUA
Molecule: messenger RNA, 632 nt
Organism: Schistocerca gregaria
Lineage: Eukaryota; Metazoa; Arthropoda; Insecta; Orthoptera; Acrididae
Exons: 3
Coding region: 1-444 (147 amino acids)
Source: RefSeq, a predicted model, not a curated record